AUGGGAACCGAAACCAGCGACACAAUAGUCUCUGAAGAGGCUGGCUCCGCCCGUCAAAGCCAAGGCAUGCUCAAGGUCCCUUCCAGAUCCUCUUCGCAACAGAAGAUCCAGUCUGCCCCUUCUGCCACUGGCCGCAGUAGCAGCAGCGGUCGUUCCAAGGACUCUAAGAACAGCUAUGCUGAAGCCCAGGGAAACGGCUCGUUAAAUGCGACGCGCGCAGCCGGUGACAAUGAUGUCGCCAGUACCCCGGGCAACACGCAACCGAGCUCGCCUUCCACUAGCGAGCAAAAGCAAAGAAGGAAGAAGGGAGGCCUGCUUGCCCUGCUUGGCUGCUGCGGCGUGCCGGAUGAUGAGGACAAGAACAACGUUCACAAGCUAAACAAGCUUCCUCAACGGCCUACCACAGCCAAAUCUCGAUCCCAAACCUCGCAGGACCAGUACGCCCGCAACUCGAAUGAGAAGUUCAACAACGCGGCUGCCACCGCAGAUAACCAAGGAGCCGCCAGUGGCUCCCAGGACGUCAUCAUGGAAGAACCCAAUGCUCAUCAGGAGAGCCCGCCGGUCGUUGCCGUCGAACCUCCUAGCGCACCGCAAUCAGCCGGUGGAAGUAAUUCAGCCAAUGGCGACGACUCCGAUAUGCCCGACGCAGCCGAAGAAGCUCACGAAACGCCAGCCGUCGAGACACAUGAGGAGGUGGACGAGCGAAGCGUCCCACCUCCACCGCCAGGCCCUGCAAUCGCUACAGCUGUCCCAUUCCCACCAACUGCUCCUGUAGAGGAGCAGCGCAAGUGGCUGCUACCCCCCAUUGCCCCCGAACACAAGGGCAGAAAAUGCUUGGUUCUAGAUCUCGACGAAACCCUUGUGCACAGCUCAUUCAAGAUUUUGCACCAAGCCGACUUUACGAUACCUGUCGAAAUUGAGGGCAACUAUCAUAACGUAUAUGUCAUUAAGCGACCCGGCGUCGACGAAUUCAUGAAAAGAGUGGGCGAGCUGUACGAGGUGGUCGUUUUCACUGCGUCUGUUUCUAAGUACGGUGAUCCUCUAUUAGACCAACUCGACAUCCAUAAUGUCGUCCACCACAGACUUUUCCGCGAAAGCUGCUACAACCACCAAGGCAACUACGUCAAGGACUUGUCUCAAGUCGGACGCGACCUCAAAGACACCAUCAUCAUUGACAACUCCCCGACCUCAUAUAUAUUCCAUCCUCAACACGCCGUUCCUAUCAGUAGCUGGUUCUCUGACGCCCACGACAACGAACUGUUAGACCUGAUUCCCGUCCUCGAGGAUCUGGCUGGCUCCAAGGUUUCAGAUGUCAGCCUCGUUCUUGAUGUCACUCUUUGA
Cordyceps militaris CM01 is the source of this 1341-nucleotide messenger RNA. Its product is annotated as plasma membrane phosphatase required for sodium stress response. The coding region runs from base 1 to 1341 and encodes 446 amino acids. The transcript is spliced from 3 exons. Gene Ontology annotation, cellular component: plasma membrane. Gene Ontology annotation, molecular function: phosphoprotein phosphatase activity. The record is from RefSeq and is a predicted model, not a curated record. Lineage: Eukaryota; Fungi; Ascomycota; Sordariomycetes; Hypocreales; Cordycipitaceae.